GAAAAACGAUCAAAAUGGUACCUUUCAGUGGUUUUCUCAUCUAGCUGUCAAAUAAAUAGACAUAACCCAACAUAUAAAUUCAAGAUAACGGGUGAAAUAAUUAAAAAUGGAUGUGUCGAUGAGGCUAGAAGCUAUAAUACAAAAAGUAACAAAUCCACAAACUCAGAAACUCGAUAUAGUAGCAGCUACUGAAACGUUCUGUACAAUACUUACUAAGGAACCGGAUAGUAUUCAGGUUGGCACUAAGUUAUUAGCUUUGUACAUUCAAUCAUCUGAUGAGUUUGAAGCACUCAAAACCUUAGCUUUACUGGACACAUGUAUGCGAAAAUGCGGAUCAUCUUUUCAUGCUGAAAUUGGGAAAUUUCGCUUUUUAAAUGAAAUGAUCCGAUUAGUUUCACCGAAAUAUUUAGGUGCCGAUACACCAGUUACGGUGCGCCAAAAAGUAUUACAAUUGCUACAGACAUGGACAAAGGAGUAUCCACGAGAAUUAAAAAUUAAGGAAGCUUACGAAAUGUUGAAAAAGCAAGGUGUUGUUGAGGAUGACUCAACAUCCACAAUUAAUGUCCCAGAGGAUGGAUCAAAAGUAUUAAAAUCUAAACACACGAUAUUUGACGAUGAGGAGAAAUCCAAACUAUUGCAAAAAUUACUUCAGAGUAAAAAUCCUGAUGAUUUGCAAGCUGCAAACAGACUGAUUAAAACUAUGGUGAGAGAGGACGAAAGACGGGUACAAUUGAACUCGCGUAGGAUAAUGGAAUUAGAAUCUGUACAUAACAAUGCAAAGUUAUUAUCAGAGAUGUUGGACUCGUAUAAUUGCAAUGAAACUAGUAGGGAAGAUCUCGAAUUGAUGAAGGAAUUACGUCAAGCCUGUGAACGAUUAAAACCAAUUGUGCUGAGAUUAGCAAACGAAACUCAAGAUAACGAAGAGAUGCUCGGUGACGUACUUGCCGCAAGCGAUGAAUUGGGACAGGUGUUUGAAAAAUACAAUGCAGUCAUAGUCCGUGGUGAAUGCGUAAAGCCUAAAACGGAUUCCAACAGCAGCCCGUAUUUGUUAGAUUUAUCUUCUCCGAUAGAGAACGUUCCUCACGAGAGUGGUGGUACAAAUACGAGUUACGAUGGAACGACAACAAAUCAUCAAUCAGAUAUGGAAGUUUUAGGGGAUAUCUUCAGUUCAUUAGGAAAAUCUGAGAAUCUAGAAAUGUCUUCUGUUUCUAGCACAAAUCUCUUAAUACCUGACUCAAUGAUCAUGCAACCGAUCAGCGUUUUACCUACAAAUAAAAAAGGUGAAUCGAUCAACACACCUGAAAAGAAAAUAGACAGUAAAGCAAGAGCACUGGAGGAAUUGAAUGAAUUAGGAGAGUCCUUGCUUAAGCAAAGUUUAUCAGGAACAAUAUCGAGUGCGCGUUCCAAUAUAGCAAGUAAGCAAGCUCCAAGUCGUACGUUACACAUGGAAUCUUUAGUAGACGAUUUGCCUAUUCUUCCAUAUGGCGGUUCUUCACACUUUUCUGGCUCGUUAGACAUUGGAAAUUCGAGGGACAUCAAACCAAUCAAUGUCAACUCCGAACCGCUCGAUAGUCCAAGUCUUUUACCUUCUUUAUCUCUUCCCAUUUCUCCCCAUGUAAAUGAAAAGUCUUCGACGACGGGAAAUACUGUUUGUAUAGAACCUGAGAUCAAACCAUUGACAGACAUUAAUGUCAGCCUUCAAGAUAUUAAACCAGGUAUUAAUCCACCUAUGACCGUUAUGGAAGAGAAAAACGAUAUAACCGUUGUGCUUCAUUUUGCUCGGGACAAUCCAAGGGAAGACGUAUUCGUCGUAGUAAUUACGACAAUGAGCAAAAAUGUAAAACCACUUAGCAAUUAUUUGUUUCAAGCAGUGGUGCCAAAAAAAUGUAAAUGUAGACUUCAGUCACCUUCUGGAAUUGAAUUACCAGGUUAUAAUCCAUUUCUUCCCCCACCAGCAAUCACUCAAAUUAUGUUGAUUGCCAAUCCUAACAAGGAAACAGUAUCCUUGAAGUUCAUGUUAAGUUAUACGAUGGACGACGAGACUUUCACAGAAAUGGGAGAAGUAGAAGCGUUGCCUUUGCUUUGAAAGAUAUUUUAAAACUGUUACUUAAAGUCAUUAAAACGAGUAUGCUUAAGAAGCGCAUACCGAUACUUAAAAGAAAAGACGUUUAAUUUUUUAAAACCGGAACAUUGAAGUCGUUCCUGACGAACUUAUACGUUAACAAAUGGUUAUUUGUGUUUUUGUUAAUCGAAUCUUGAUUGCGGAUAAUUUUUCUGUUUAUUAACAUACUCGAAAACAGAAAUAACUGGGUAUUUAUAAAUCGUUUUGUGAUCUUUAUACACGCUUGAAAAUGUGCAAACCUAUUUUAAGACUGGAACUUGAACUUAAUUAAAAUGUAAAAAAACAUUGCAAUAUCGUAUGCAAUAAAAUCGAAAUAAAGUGCAUUGAGAAAUAGAAA
This is a messenger RNA of Hylaeus volcanicus, 2459 nucleotides long. RefSeq names its product ADP-ribosylation factor-binding protein GGA3 (gene Gga). The coding region runs from base 107 to 2086 and encodes 659 amino acids. Gene Ontology annotation, molecular function: small GTPase binding; ubiquitin binding; phosphatidylinositol binding. The transcript has 11 exons. Lineage: Eukaryota; Metazoa; Arthropoda; Insecta; Hymenoptera; Colletidae. The record is from RefSeq and is a predicted model, not a curated record. Gene Ontology annotation, biological process: vesicle-mediated transport; intracellular protein transport. Gene Ontology annotation, cellular component: trans-Golgi network.